Molecule: messenger RNA, 936 nt
Organism: Stegastes partitus (bicolor damselfish)
Lineage: Eukaryota; Metazoa; Chordata; Actinopteri; Pomacentridae
Product: olfactory receptor 52B2-like
Exons: 1
Coding region: 1-936 (311 amino acids)
Biological process (GO): G protein-coupled receptor signaling pathway; detection of chemical stimulus involved in sensory perception of smell
Cellular component (GO): membrane
Molecular function (GO): G protein-coupled receptor activity; olfactory receptor activity; odorant binding
Source: RefSeq, a predicted model, not a curated record
AUGGAAAACACAUCUUUCGGCUUCAGUACACAGUUAACCUUGGACCCAUUUGUUAUUCCACCUGGAGGAAAGUAUCCCAUAUUUUUUCUCGGUAUUGCGAUUUAUUUUUUUGGAAUUUCCUGCAACCUGACCUUGCUGACUUUGAUCAUUCUGAGGAGGAACCUUCACAAGCCCAUGUAUUUCAUCCUGUUCAGUCUUCCCCUCAAUGAUCUGAUAGGAAUAACUGCAAUGCUGCCAAAAGUACUGUCAGAUAUCGUCACAGAGACACACAAGGUUCACUACCCUCUGUGUGUCUUGCAGGCUUUCUUGCUCCACAUGUACGGUGGUGGGAUACUGUUCAUUCUUGCAGCAAUGUCCUUCGAUCGAUACGUCGCCAUCUGCAUGCCGCUGCGCUACAGCUCAGUUAUGACUACCAGAGUUGUUAUUUGCAUCAUCUCUCUAGUUUGGGGUCUUGACUUUGUCUUGAUUGUCUCCCUGUUCUCCUUGCAGACAAGGCUUCCCAGGUGCAAAUCUGUCAUUAUGAAUGUGUUCUGUGACAAUCCGUCUCUCCUGAAACUCACGUGCGGGAACACGGCACUCAAUAACAUCAUAGGACUGUUCAACACGGCCGUCAUGCAAGCUGUGAGUGUGUCCGUUCAGGCGUUUUCCUACGUUAAAAUCCUGAUCACGUGCGUGGUCACGAGGAAAUCUGAGGCAAAGACGAAAGCCGUCAACACGUGCGUCGCACAGUUGGUGAUACUGAUCAUAUUUGAGGUCGUGGGAACGUUCACGAUUUUAUCUCACAGGUUCAAAAACGUCUCAGCCGACUUGCAAAAGAUAAUGGGCAUGCUAAUAUUUCUAGUACCUCCGCUCCUGAAUCCAAUCGUAUACGGGUUGUAUACAAGUGAAAUACGCAACACUCUGCUGAGAGUGUUAAAAAACAGAGUGUCCUUCUAG